AUGCUCAGCGGAUUAAAGUAAUUUAGUAAAUUUUACAAAUUUGCCACAACUCCAGCAAAGUCACCUCGUGUAGCUGUUUUCUCUGCUAAGAAAUAUGAUAUUAAGUUCUUCAAUUAAAUCAACGAAAAGCUGCCUAUUGAAAAAAGAAUCAUAUUUGAUUACUUUGAGGAGGAAUUAAAUGAAAAAACAGCUAUUUUAACUCAAGGAUAUGAUGUUAUUUGUCCUUUUGUGAAUGACAAGCUAAACUAACCCACCAUUCAGACUCUUGCCAAGAAUGGAAUAGAUUUAAUAGCUCUUAGAUGUGCAGGUUUUAACAACACUGACUUAGAAUGUGCAUAAAAGAAUAACAUAAAGGUUGUAAGAGUCCCUGCCUACUCUCCUCAUGCUGUUGCUGAGCAUACUAUGGCUCUCUUACUAUCACUUGUGAGAAAAAUCCACAAAGCAUACAACAGAACUAAGGACGGAAACUUUUCUUUAGACGGUUUACUUGGAUUUGACCUUUACAAAAAGAAAAUCGGUAUUUUUGGAACUGGUAAAAUUGGAUAAACUUUCAUGGGAAUAUGUUAAGGUUUUGGUAUGGAAAUUCUCUGCCAUGACCCUUAUCCUAAUGAGGAAGUAGUAAAAAAGUAUAAUGCUAGAUAUGUUGACUAAGCAACAUUGUUCAAAGAAUGUGAUAUCAUUUCACUUCACUGUCCCUUAACAUUUUCAACUUAAUAUGUUAUUGAUAGAAAAACUAUUGAUAUUAUGAAAAAAGGAGCCAUUAUCAUUAACACAGGUAGAGGAAAACUAAUGAGAACUGAUGAAGUAAUAGCUGCUCUAAAAUCUGGCUAACUAGGAGGUGUAGCUCUUGAUGUAUAUGAGCAUGAAGAAGGAUAUUUCUUCAAGGAUGUUAGUGCCGAUGUUAUUUAUGACGAUGAUUUGGCAAGACUAUUGAUGUAUCCUAAUGUAAUAGUGACUAGUCAUCAAGCAUUCUUUACUCAAGAGGCUAUCACAGCAAUAUGUUAGACUACAAUAGAUAAUAUAUUAAAAAUUAAAGCUAAUGAGCCUUGCGAUAACAUGGUUUUGCCCUUAUAGAAAUGA
Tetrahymena thermophila SB210 is the source of this 1080-nucleotide messenger RNA. RefSeq names its product D-isomer specific 2-hydroxyacid dehydrogenase NAD-binding protein. The record is from RefSeq and is a predicted model, not a curated record. NCBI's taxonomy places the organism in Eukaryota, Ciliophora, Oligohymenophorea, Hymenostomatida, Tetrahymenidae. The transcript is spliced from 2 exons. Gene Ontology annotation, molecular function: NAD binding; oxidoreductase activity, acting on the CH-OH group of donors, NAD or NADP as acceptor.